AUGGAGGAGCAAGGAACACGGGGAAAGGAGAAGGACCCGGAUUGGAGGCCGGCUCCGGGGGAGGCGGCCGGCACGAGUGGAGGAUCGGGUGAUGAGGGUUGGGGAGGGAGAGGAGGGGGCCAGGCUGGUGCCAGCGGUGCAGCAGCAAAGAGGCCACGCACGAGUGGGCUUGAGGGGUCGGGAGCUGGAGGGGCCGGGCCGGCGUUGAAUUCGCAGCCGCAGGGGGCAGCCGCGGCCGCGGGUGGUUCUGAGGGGUCGGGCGCAGCAGGGGCAGGUACCUCCACCGCUGCGGCAGGUGUUGCACCUUUGGGUGGGUCUGCGGGGGCUGUAGCAAGCCAGAGGUCCGACAGGGCGGGCAGGACCCCUACCGAUGAGGAGCUGGACCCAUGGACUGAGGAGGUGCUUAGGAAUGCAGAACCCGGGCUAGUUCGUGAUUAUGCGAAGCAGCUGCGAGCGUCGUCCGUCGAGGAGCGUUCGUCCUUCGAAGACGGCUCUAAUGGAGAGUCUACGUCCACUAUGGAGGUGCAGUUACCCCGGCGCUCACGGCAGCGGGACAUUUGGGAGAUGGCCGACGUGAUAGGGCGCGGACGCUUGGACUACCUGUGGGCGGCUGCUGUGGCGGAAAACGACCUGGCGUUUAGGACGUCUUCGUCUAAGGCGAUGCAAGCGUUUGUGGAUGCAGUCGCCGCAUUCGGGAAGGCCUACACCUUACCUUCGGCAUACAAGGUGGCGGGCCCGCUUCUUGUCAAGUUGAAGCUCGACACGGAGGAGCUCAUCAAGCCAAUCAAAGAGAGUUGGCCGAGAAGCGGAUGCACCCUCACGAUGGACGGUUGGACGUGCUUCAAAAGCCGGGGCAUGAUUUGCGUCAUCGCCCAAAACGACACCGCGCCGGUGAUUGUGGACUGCGUCGACUCCAAAACCGCGAAGAAAACUGGAGAGUACCUCGCGAAGCUCAUCCAACAUGCGAUUUGCGAGGUGGGGGACAGCCACGUUGUCCAAGUCGUCAUGGACAACACGGCUAACAACAAGCGCGUGGCAAACUUGCUCAAGGACGAGUACCCGCAAGUCUUCUUCACCAAUUGUGCGGCCCACGUCUUGGACCUCAUGCUUCACGAUAUGGGGAAGGUCAAGGCGGUGAAGAGGGUCCUCAACCAGGUGCAUCGGGUUGUGAUGAUGGUCAAGGGGAGUGCCUCGGCCGUCACACUUUUCCGUGAGUUGUUUAGCAAGCUAGCGCUUGUCCGCCCUGGUGCUACUCGUUUUGGAACGCAAGUGAUCAUGAUCGAGCGUUUCCUUGAGGUUAAAAAGGCAUUGAAGGAGAUGGUGAUUAGUGAGGAGUGGAAAAGUGUAGCGGUGGCGAACACGGAGGAGGGGCAGGCUAUACGUGGUCUCCUCUUGGAGGAGACGUUUUGGGACUCCGUCACGGCCAUUCUCGGCCUCAUGAAGCCCAUCUACGAGGUGCUACGCAUCGUUGACCGGCAGUCCCUUGCGAUGGGGAGCGUCUACGGCCUCAUGCUUGAGGCUACGGUCAAGACCAACGAAGCGGUAACGAAGGCGGCUGCCCAACUCUCCAAGAAAACCGGUUUGCUUCCGGGAAACGAGAAGGCCGCGUUUCUGGCUGCGUUUAAGGCUAUCAUAGCCAACCGAUGGGACGGACAGCUGCACAACCCCCUCCACGCCUUGGGGUGGCUUCUAAACCCGAAGAACCAGUACGUAGGCGAGAUUCGGGAGGAUGUGGAACUGAGGGCGGGGGCUGAAGAGGUGUUUAAGGCAAGGGGGGGCAGUGUUGAGAUGCGGACGAUGCUAGUGGUGCAACUAGCCGCUUUUCACAAGGGAGAGGGGAAGUUGGGGUCUGUGGAUGCGCGGUGGGCUGCCACCAUCUUGGUGGAGAGCGGGAGGCUCUCCGCGGCUGAGUGGUGGGCGCUGUAUGGGGGUGAGGUUCGUGCUUUGUAA
Molecule: messenger RNA, 1950 nt
Organism: Closterium sp. NIES-65
Lineage: Eukaryota; Viridiplantae; Streptophyta; Zygnematophyceae; Desmidiales; Closteriaceae
Source: the annotation of a GenBank genome assembly